This is a messenger RNA of Dendrobium catenatum, 1262 nucleotides long. RefSeq names its product nudix hydrolase 18, mitochondrial-like. The transcript has 5 exons. Gene Ontology annotation, molecular function: pyrophosphatase activity. Lineage: Eukaryota; Viridiplantae; Streptophyta; Magnoliopsida; Asparagales; Orchidaceae. Gene Ontology annotation, cellular component: cytoplasm; nucleus. The record is from RefSeq and is a predicted model, not a curated record. The coding region runs from base 246 to 917 and encodes 223 amino acids.
GAUACUUGCAAUAAGAAGAAGAAGAGGAUGAAGAAGAAGAAGGAACACAGAAAGCCCCCACACGCGUUCUCAUGGCGGGGGACCAUACCCUUUAUAAUCCCCGCAUCACAGGCCAUGAGGAUCAGCAAUCACACUUUCUCCUUUUGCCAUUUUGCUCACUUUCUUGUACUCACCAUCUAUUUCGAUAAAGAUUCGGCUUUUUCCCGAGAAAAGAUUCAGUUUUUAGCGGAAUUAACUGUCUUUCGAUGGAUUUGCUCAGAGUAGGCGGUGGAGUGGUACUGCGGAUUGUUCCGAAAUUGUCGGUGUUCGGGUUCUUGAUUUCGGCCUCGGUUUCCUUUGCUUCUUGGUUGGGCGCACGUUCUUUGUUUCGGGUUUGGGAGUUCUUGAAGGGGCAAGAGGGGAAGACUGAGAAGACGAUGAUGGCGAUGGUGGCGAGGCAGGGAAGGGAGCUUCAGAGGUACUCUAGCUGCGGUCGGAGGCUUGUUGUCGGGUGCAUUCCAUAUAAGUUAAAGAAGGGUGAUCCUUGCACGGAGGGCAUAGAUAAAUUGGUGCAAGUUCUUGUCAUAAGCUCACAAAAGGGCCAUGGGAUGAUGUUUCCUAAGGGAGGAUGGGAAUCUGAUGAAACUAUAACGCAAGCAGCUUCGAGGGAGGCAUUGGAGGAAGCUGGUGUACAUGGAAAUGUUGAGAGCAAACUUGGAAGAUGGAUGUAUAAAAGCAAUAGAUACAAUGUGCUUUAUGAGGGCAUUAUGUUUCCAUUGAAUGUGAAAGAGGAAUUGCCUUAUUGGCCCGAGAUGGAAGUUCGGAAGAGGAGAUGGGUGAGUGUGGCUGAAGCGAGAGAGGGAUGCCAACAUGUUUGGAUGAGGGAAGCAUUGGAAGUAUUGCUAACAAGACUUGGGAAACAGGUCUCAAAUGCUUAGAUUUUUAUGUUUUUGGGAGGAAUGGCUUUCAUUUCUUUAACAGUGAGAGCAGAAGAAAGAACAACAAUGGUGACAGGUUUAAACACACAGCACAAAAUUCUUUGUAUAUACAAUUCUUUGCCUGCAAGUGAGGAAAAAUUUAGUUUUUGUUUUUUCAUUUUUUUUAGGAAAUAGAUUCACCAUGGUUCAGAAAGAGGGAAUGUAGUUGUAUGUUCUCAUAAGGUUCAUCCACUUUUUGUAGUGAAUGUUAUGAGAAUGCUGAUUGAUGGAAAUAGGGAAUCGAAGCAACUGUGUUGUAACAAAAGAAAAGGAAAAAAAGAAAUCCACAUUCUUUAUUUUUCUGUA